Molecule: messenger RNA, 1903 nt
Organism: Exserohilum turcica Et28A
Lineage: Eukaryota; Fungi; Ascomycota; Dothideomycetes; Pleosporales; Pleosporaceae
Exons: 2
Coding region: 261-1466 (401 amino acids)
Source: RefSeq, a predicted model, not a curated record
CGCCAACCCUGCAGUGCAGACAGAAGCGUCGCACCCUACCUUGCAUCUUUCGGCGGCAGCCUUGGUGGCAUAGGCUGCAGUGCAUCCCUACCGGACCAAUCGACAUCCCUGAGCAUUCUCGCCGUAACAAAGCACUUUUUGGCUGCACACCCAUUACCCAGCCCUAAUAAUAUACCUAUUCUCCCUUGGAAGGCUGACUUUGUCUUCUUUCCCCCCCACCACCACCUGCGCCACUGUUGCGACUGCGUCGCUGCGACAAAAUGCCCUACAACACUCGCCGCAAGUCGCUGUCGCUGCCGUCACUCGGCAUCCAGCUACCGGGAGCGCCCCGAUCCACACGCUCACCGCCUUCGACAAGCGACGGCCAGCACGUCGCGAAGAAACAGAAACGCUCACACUCGGGCUCGCUUUCAUCGGCGCUUGCAUCACCACCACGGCCAUCGGCGCUGCGUAUUGAUGAGCACCGACCCAAAAGCUCAGGCCGUGUGGCAGACACCCCGCCACCGUCACCAGGCGGCGAGUCUGGCAACGCAAAGAUAGACACCCAAGGCAUCGACGACGAGAUUGUUGUCGGCGUCAUUGAGCAGCUCGAAAAGACUGGCAAUCGUCCUCACCUGCUCAAGGAGCUCGCGUUGGUUCUGUCACCCAUCAUCCCCAUUGUCGAGAGCUCGGCCAAUCCAGCCGCCAUCAUCUCGUCCCGCUUAGCGACAUACCUCAAGCGCAAUUGGACCGCCCUGUCGAGAUGUCCCCUCGACAAGAAACUGGUAGGCACGCAUCCAAAGCGUGUCUACUACUUCUUGUCGACGCGCCCACACCAGCCUAUCCCUGCCGAUGGGGGUAAUGUCCCCGUGGCCCCGCGUAUCGUUACGCCGUCGCUUUCGUCUGCUACGUCGGAAGAAGAAGACAUGGACGCAAGGUCUCGAGACCGCAUGUCGCCGUCGCCAGAGCUAGAUCUCUCCGACUACGACAGCAACGCAAGCGACCCCUUUUCCAACCACACUCACCCGCCUACGAGUGCCAAUAUUUCACACAACCGCCGCGCUCAGUCGCCACCAUUGGAAAAGGACGAGCGUGAGUUUACGCAGACGGCGUCGUUUCUUCAACAACGCCGAAUGAGCCAAGAAGCGGAGCGUGCGCGGUCUGCCAGCGCCUCUGCCGAACCCAGGCAAAGCAGCGACGUCAAGAUGGAGGAAGUGGCCGUGUCGGUCGAGGAGACAAUAGAGAGCGCCGCCCGCAAGGACUCGGAAGCGGCGGCAGCCCUCUUUGGCCCCAUGGACCAGGUGGUCAGCUUCCACGGCGCGCUUUCGCCAAGCAGCCCAGGGCUAAAACCCACGCUCCACAUCGACAUGGCGCCGCCGUCGCUCAAGCGCAAAGAGAUAAAACUCGAGUUUGACGACGACUGGGUCAUGCGGAGCCCGGAGCUCAUUGACGUGGACGAGCUCGACGAUCUUUUUGGGGGCUACUAAGCCCGUGGGCCUGGCGGGGCCUUGUCUCAGCACACGAUGUUUACGAUUCUCUUGGGGCAUGUUGUCUUCACUAUUUGGACUAUAUCUAUUGUAUUCUCAGCUCAUUGUCGUUUUGUCACAGGGUACGUCCUAGAUGGAUCUGUUCUGCCGCUCGUGGUGUGGGUUUUACACUCUAGGGAUGUUGGGCUUGUCGCACGGAGUUCUUGAGAUGUGGGUGUCUAGGAAGGAAUUCUGUACGAUAUUGGGCGCAGAGUGUACUUGUUGCGAUGGGCGCUUAGGGGUCUGGCCGAUGGGCUGGACGGCUGCUUGGCGCAGGCAUGGGCGGACCGGAGAAGCGUUGGCGAACAUCUGGCACUGUUGCAGCCGGGCGGGCGCGACAGCACAUGGACUGCAAGAAACUGUGGACUGCUGCUAUAUAUAAAAGCUCUCGAAAUUGG